Equus caballus (horse) is the source of this 2893-nucleotide messenger RNA. RefSeq names its product barttin CLCNK type accessory subunit beta (gene BSND). Lineage: Eukaryota; Metazoa; Chordata; Mammalia; Perissodactyla; Equidae. The record is from RefSeq and is a predicted model, not a curated record. Gene Ontology annotation, cellular component: plasma membrane; basolateral plasma membrane. Gene Ontology annotation, molecular function: chloride channel regulator activity. Gene Ontology annotation, biological process: chloride transport.
CUGUGCUGCGACGGCCCCCAGGGCGCGGGGGCACGGGCCGCGGAGAGCCGUUCCUACCCCGCCCGGACAGCCGGACCAGAGGGCUGCCUGGGGCCUCUCUGGGCCUCGGUCUCCUUUUCUGGGCGGGGCAUUCGUCGCUUUCCUUUCUGAGCCUCCAUAUGGUCCCUUCCCUGCACGAGACCUUGGAAGUGGCCUCCUUCCACCGUCAAUUCACAGGGGAUUCGACUCAAGCCCAGGGAGGAGCCACCAGCCCAGGUUCACCAGGGUAGCAGGCCUAGAUGUGAUGGGUGACUCCCAGCCCUCCUCUGACCCCUCAGCGACCUCUCACUGAGGGUCGCCUGAGCUCUGUUCCAGGGGACGCCUUCCGCCAGCUGCAGCAGGCAUCCCGCCUGGAUCUGAGGGCUGAGGAAGCAGGAACCGCUGCUGGAAGAAGUGUUUGUGGCAGGAGCACCAGGCAGAGGGUGUGGCCGAGCACGGCUGUGCGGUCUGGAACAAGCCCAGCUGGUGCUGGGGAGAAGGGGACAGUGACACAACAAACAGGAAAAUCCCCAAACCGACUAAGUCCGGUUGCCGGAUGAAAGCCCGUGGUCCCCCAUCAGCAGCCAACCCUGUACAAACCACACGUUAACGUCUUCUUUUAGAGACAGUGGCGGCCAUCAUCGUCCCAUAGUCCUCUAAGGGAAUCUGACUUUUCCCAUCAGACUGUCCCCGGGCCUGAAAUUCCACCAGCAGAAUGUCAUUCUCAGGACUCAAGCAUCUUCCUGGGUUAGGAGGCAGGGAAUGGCUGUCAGUCUUUUCUGUCCUGCGGGGGUGUUAGCACACCCGAGCCUUUGCAGAGGGCAGCGCUGGGCGAGCAGGUCUGGGUGGAGCGCAGAGCAGGAGAAGGGGACAGAGGAACCCAGGGAGACCGUGGAAGACAGCUCUGGUCCUGCGAGGGACUAUUAUCCUAUUGUACAGAGGAGGGAAACUGAGGCAGAGGGCAGUAACUUGAUCAACACUACACUGCCGCACAGUGGAGCAGCCAGCACCCAAGUCCUGCAGUCUGCCAGGCCUCGAGGGCCCGCACGUUCACCCUGGUGCUGCCAUCAGGCGGUGUCCCAUGCUGGCUCGGUGCCCUAGCCUCUGGGUUGAAUUCCAGCUGCUCUGCUGUUUCUAGCUGCGUGACCUUGGGCGGUUUACUUGUCUGUGUCCCCAUUUGUGAAGUGGGGACAGCAGUCCCCGCCUUGUGGGCUUGCCCUUAAAUGAGUUAAUACCUGUGACAUGUUUAGAGCAGCGCCCCAUGUGCAGUCACCAUCUAGUGAAUGUGGGCUCUGAUUCCUGAAGCUGGGACGGGCGCAUGACCUUGAAGUGUCUAGAAUUCUCCGGGAGCCGGACAUGCCAGUUGUGGGGUCCUGGAGCCCUCCAGCAGCGUUCUGACGUCUUUUGGCAGCAGCACUGUACCCUGCUUCCUGUGGCUGGACUGUGUGGGGCCACCUGUCCACACAGCUCGGCCCCACACAGGCAAAUGAGGCGAUGUCAGAGCUUGGCUGGGGCCCAGCCCCGGGACCUCCCCCUUUCCCUCCCCGUCCUCCCUCACUCAGGUUCACACACGCACUCCAUGCCCAGAGGGAAGUGAUCCCGGAGCGCCAUCCCUCCCUGUGUGAGCAGUGCAGGUGUCCACGCCGGUCCACCGAGGCCCCUCCAGCGGUGCACGGGCCGGGCCUGGCCAGGCAGCCAUGGCUGACGAGAAGACCUUCCGCAUCGGCUUCAUCGUGCUGGGGCUCUUCCUGCUGGCCCUCGGCACGUUCCUCAUGAGCCACGACCGGCCCCAGGUCUACGGCACCUUCUACGCCAUGGGCAGCAUCAUGGUGAUAGGGGGCGUCAUCUGGAGCAUGUGCCAGUGCUACCCCAAGAUCGCCUUUGUGCCUGCGGACGCCGACCUGCAAGGCAUCCUGUCCCCAAAGGCGCCGGGCCUGGUGGGGAACGGGCUUGCCGCCGAGCUGAAGAGUGCCCAGCCUCCCUACACCCGGCUGUGGGAGGAAGCCGCCUACGACCAGAGCCUGCCUGACUUCAGCCACAUCCAGAUGAAGAUCAUGGGCUGCAGUGAAGACCCCCGCCCCCUGCUGGCCCCCAAGCAAGGACAGCCACAGCUGGGGGCCAGUGAUGCAGGAGAAGGUGGCCCUCGUGACACUCAGGCCUGGAUGGACGCCGCUGUGGUCAUCCACAGGGGCUCGGAUGAGGAUGGGGGAGAAAGAAGCCCAACUCAGAGCAGGCCCGGCCCCCCGGCCUGUCCGCAGGGCUCUGCACCCUUGGCUUCCUUCCCAGAUGACCUGGACACGGGCUCCAGUGAGGGUGGCAGCCCCCGCCCAUCUCCACCUGAGGGGGAGCAGCCGCCGGCCUGCAGGUGCCGGCUGGACCCCUUCCACGACUUUGCCCUCAUCGACGCCCCCACGUCGGAGGACAGGCCGCCAGAGGGGCAGUGGCGGGAGGCAGCCCUGUCCAGCUCCUGGCAGCGGUCCCCGAGGACAGAGGAGGAGGAGGAAGAGGAGGCUUCGGACACAGGUGCAGAGGAGCCAGAGCGGGAAGAGGAAGAUUUGUACUAUGGGCUGCCCGACGGCCCUGGGGACCCCCUCCCAGAUAAGGAAGUGGGCUUUGAGCCCGACGCCCAGGGCUGAGAUGGAACUGCUCCCUGGUUCUAGCCUGGCACCCUGCUAACCUCAGUGUGACCUCACGGGGCCUCAAUUUCCCUGUCUGUAAAGUGGGGUUACGCGGAGGUUCAGAGGAGAUGAUGGACCCAAGAGCAUUUUGAGAACUGCACAGGGAGGGGCUGAUGACUGUCCAUGGACCGUGCUGUUCCAACUGUUCACGUGCUUUGCUAAAGCUUUGAAGGUAAAAUAACGAUUUGUGGAGAAGA